UGCUUGGGGAAACCUCUCCUUUGCCUGCAUAUAAAUAAGGGGAGGUUGGGGACCCAGGACAAAGCGGACCAUGGGUUGGAGAGGACUUCUCGUUGCGGCAGCCUUGGCCUCCUGCCUCCUGACAGCCGAAGCCUUGCGCCUGGUCCCGGAGCCUCCGAACCCUCGCUUGGGACAAUCGGUCACUCUUUCCGUGCAGGACGUGCGGGACCCUUACAUCUGCUUCUGGUUUCGUGGCAACGCUUUCCGCAAGGACCGCAUGAUCUUCCAGGUGGAGGUGGGCCGCAUCGUGUCCAGGCAAGGAGGCUUCACCGGCCGCGAAAGCCUGGGCACGGACUGCGCCUUGGUCAUCCAGAACCUCCAGCCUUCGGACAACGGGGAGUUCUACCUGAUCGUGCAAGAAGGGCGGCCGGGGAGAAAUGCACGCUGGACGGACGCCUUGCUGAGACUCCAAGUUGCCACCUGCCUUUUGAGUUCGUGGGUGGCCCCGAUCCUGGGCACCAUUGAUCCUGUUUCCGUGGUCUCCAUCCCAGAAGAACUCUCUGAGGGCCAGAAUGUCACCCUCUCGGUGCAGAACGUGACCGGCAUCCUGCGGGAGGUCAGCUGGUACCGGGGCCAGGCCACCGACGGCUCCACCAGGAUCUUCACCUACUUCCCUGCGAACCCGGUCCGUCCGCAGCGCGAUGGGGUCCAAAGCACACAGCGGGAGUUUGGCUUCCCCAACGGGUCCCUCCUCAUCACGCACCUCCAGCCCAGUGACGCCAAGAUUUACACCGUCCUGCUCCUGCUCCGGCCCAAAGUCACCCUCAAAGGCACCUUCGAGCUGCGCUUGGCCAGUCCGACCACGCAUCCACCUUCCACGGCGACAACAUCCACUCCGCAGACGCCAGCCAUCAAGGAGCCCACCAAGCCCCCGUUGAUGUUGGGGUGGAUCGUGGCUGGCGUAGUGGUGGGCAUCCUGCUGGCGGGGGCCGUGGGGGCCACGCUGGUCUACCGCUUCGUCCUGUACAAGAACGAGCCCAGCACCGGCGGGCUGGAUCCCAGAGGGAGGAAAUCGCUGUCACCAAAACACGAUGACAAGGAGCCCAUUUACGAAGUGAUGGAUUCCCCGGUGAAGUCGCCCAAGACGGAGGGCAAGGAGCCGCCCCCACUGCCAGGACCGCUCCCUCCCUUGCCAGAAACCUGCCCCAACCUGGAGUCAAACUAUAUGGAGUUGCUGCGGAGAUCCGAAUCCCUUUAUUCGGAGAUCAGGAGGUGACAUGGACCAUACUUCCAGACCUCCAAACUCCUGGCUCAUCUGUCCAAAAGGACUU
Messenger RNA from Anolis sagrei ordinatus, 1310 nucleotides. Lineage: Eukaryota; Metazoa; Chordata; Lepidosauria; Squamata; Anolidae. The record is from RefSeq and is a predicted model, not a curated record.